AUGUCUACCACUACCUCUCUUUCACCCUCGAAGGCUACUACCAGCGCUAAGAUUACAAUGUCUACCACUACCUCUCUUUCGCCCUCGAAGGCUACUACCAGCGCUAAGAUUACAAUGUCCUCCCGGCCAACAAAACUUCCUGUAAAUUCUAAUGUAUCCCCAAAACCUCAUCCAAAGAGAGACGCCAAGUUUCUAGCACAACUCGAUUUUGACUCUAUACAAGCUCAUUUUGAUGAUAUGAGCAAGGAGGAACACGAUGCACUUGAUAAAGAGCUCGGCCAUAAGAAUUUUAGAGGCCCUUCAAUUCCAUACGAUGAUGGCAGCGAUAUUGCCUAUGAGGAAGAACUGAUGCUGUCAGCCCAGGAUAUGAAUACCCAUUAA
Messenger RNA from Microsporum canis CBS 113480, 381 nucleotides. RefSeq lists its product as uncharacterized. The coding region runs from base 1 to 381 and encodes 126 amino acids. The transcript has 2 exons. The record is from RefSeq and is a predicted model, not a curated record. Lineage: Eukaryota; Fungi; Ascomycota; Eurotiomycetes; Onygenales; Arthrodermataceae.